Cynara cardunculus var. scolymus (artichoke) is the source of this 882-nucleotide messenger RNA. RefSeq names its product mitochondrial carnitine/acylcarnitine carrier-like protein. The record is from RefSeq and is a predicted model, not a curated record. The coding region runs from base 1 to 882 and encodes 293 amino acids. Gene Ontology annotation, biological process: mitochondrial transport; mitochondrial L-ornithine transmembrane transport. Gene Ontology annotation, cellular component: mitochondrial membrane. Gene Ontology annotation, molecular function: L-ornithine transmembrane transporter activity. The transcript is spliced from 2 exons. NCBI's taxonomy places the organism in Eukaryota, Viridiplantae, Streptophyta, Magnoliopsida, Asterales, Asteraceae.
AUGGCAGAUAUGGCGAAGGACUUAACGGCAGGAACCGUAGGAGGGGUUACACAGUUGUUUGUGGGGCACCCAUUUGAUACCAUCAAGGUGAAGCUCCAAAGUCAACCGAGCCCAACACCUGGUCAACGCCCUAAAUACUCUAGUGCCAUGGAUGCUCUUAAACAGACGGUAGCAGCAGAAGGCCCGCGGGGACUGUACAAAGGUAUGGGAGCUCCACUUGCUACUGUGGCUGUGCUAAAUGCUGUGUUGUUCACGGCUAGGGGACAAAUGGAAGCGCUUUUGAGGUCCGAACCUGGUGCACCCCUCACCGUGAACCAGCAGAUGGUUGCUGGAGCUGGUGCUGGAGUUGCACUCGCCGUUUUGGCCACCCCAGCUGAGUUAAUCAAGUGCAGAUUGCAGGCUCAAGGUUCAUCAGCGGUUACGGCUGCACCGAAGUAUAGCGGUCCAAUGGACGUGGCUAAGCACGUCUUGAGGUCCGAAGGAGGUGUGAGGGGUCUCUUUAAAGGACUAGUUCCCACAAUGACUCGUGAAGUCCCCGGAAAUGCAACCAUGUUUGGUGUCUAUGAGGCCCUGAAGCAGUAUUUUGCCGGUGGAGUCGACACUUCUGGUUUAGACCGCGGUUCACUGAUGUUAGCCGGAGGUUUGGCUGGUGGAUCGUAUUGGAUUUCUGUUUACCCUCUUGACGUGGUGAAGAGUGUGAUCCAGAUCGAUGAUUAUAAAAACCCGAAAUAUUCGGGUUUAGUUGACGCCUUUAAACAGACAUUGAAAGCCGAGGGAGUCGCAGGUUUAUAUAAAGGUUUUGGACCCGCAAUGGCAAGAAGCAUGCCGGCUAAUGCUGCUUGCUUCUUGGCUUUUGAAAUCACGAAGACGAGCUUGGGUUGA